AUGGAUGUCGACGAGGAGCUUCCCGGCCCCUCUCGGGCGUCGGAGGACAAAGCAAACCAAGCGAGUAGCGUCUCGCAACGAGUGGAAUUAAAUGAGGAAACGCGGGCGUUGAACGACGCGUCUCUCGACAACGAAACGAACGCUGCCGCAGGUCUCGACAACGAGAAGAACGCCGACGCGGGUCUCCUUCGACAUCGAACCGACGUGUGCCCGACUCCGAACGCCGUGUGCUCCAAAUGUGGGGCAUCUAAUCCGAGCCAAGGACACGAAUGUAUCCCGAACUGCGCCAUAUGCGGUGAGGAGCACGCGACGGGAGACACAUCGUGCAGAAAGAAACUGAAAAACGUGCCUCCCCGAAUAUCGCGAGUGGAGCAGCCCCGAAGGAAAACAGAAUGGACCAACAAGGAGAGCGAAUUCCCUCAGCUCGAGCAACAACGGCAAAAACCUCAUCGCUGGUUUAGCUCGGAGCGAGAGGAAGCGGCGCAACAGAGCCGGCAGGGAUCCAGAUCACCGUCAAGAUCGAGAUCAAGAUCACGGAGUCAGCAACAACCAACUACAACCAAUAGACCUGAGGAGACCCCCGGGAAAUGCAACAUGAAGAAAAUAUCUAGCAGCAGCGGAGAGAAGAGCUCCCCCCAGGCUGGGAAAGCAGAGGACGAAGCCGCAGCCGCCAGCCGGACAACCAACCAGAGGCAAUGGGAACGACACAGGGCCGCCGAGAAGGCGGAAGAGGCCGCCAAAGCCACCAGCUCCGCCGGCAAGUCCCGCUCGAGAUCCAGGACCCGCAGCCCAGGCCGCUCCCGGUCCCGGAGCCGCACCCCGGACCCCCGGAAGGAGCGCCGGAUGCGCAGCCGCACCCCCAGAAGGACCGCAACGAGAGACACCGAGACCACCGAGAAGAAAAAGCUCAAGGCAUCGAACAACGACUCCGAACUAGCCCAGGACACCAUGGACAUGGAUGACCAAGCCAUCGAAACCCAAGUGGGAUCUGCGGCGGAUGCUGAAGAAGAGUUCCUCUAA
Molecule: messenger RNA, 1020 nt
Organism: Dermacentor silvarum
Lineage: Eukaryota; Metazoa; Arthropoda; Arachnida; Ixodida; Ixodidae
Product: serine/arginine-rich splicing factor 4-like
Exons: 4
Coding region: 1-1020 (339 amino acids)
Source: RefSeq, a predicted model, not a curated record